UCAUGCGCAGUUCAUUCAACAAUGGCGGCUCCUUCGAAGCUGGUGUCAAUGUAAACAAUGCAAAGAUAUAAGCUGUUGAAAUCCGGUUUAUCAGAAAUCUGUACGGUACCUUUGUGUUAAUUAAAAUUAACAGGCUUAAUAUUAAAUCAAGAUGGACAACUAUCAUGUAUUAGAGAUUAUAGGAGAGGGCUCAUUUGGUAAGGUCUACAGUGGAAGAAAAAAAUACACUGGACAGAUAGUUGCUCUGAAAUUCAUCCCUAAAGUCGGAAAAUCAGAAAAAGAAUUACGAAGUUUGAGAAGAGAGAUUGAGAUUAUGCGAGGAUUACAUCAUGAGAAUAUUAUAGAGAUGUUGGAUAGUUUUGAGACUAAUAAAGAGGUUGUCGUGGUAACAGAUUAUGCUGAGGGUGAAUUAUUUCAAAUUCUAGAAGAUGAUGGAAAUCUUCCCGAAGAACAGGUUAAAACUAUUGCCUGUCAACUUGUGUCAGCUUUAUUUUAUCUACAUUCACAUCGUAUACUGCAUCGUGACAUGAAACCACAGAAUAUUUUAUUAGGAAAAGGAGGUGUAGUUAAAUUAUGUGACUUUGGUUUUGCCCGGGCCAUGAGUUUUAAUACUCUAGUUCUCACCUCAAUAAAGGGAACACCAUUGUAUAUGUCUCCCGAACUUGUAGAAGAAAAACCUUAUGAUCAUACUGCUGAUUUAUGGGCAUUAGGCUGUAUAAUGUAUGAGUUAUUUACCGGUACUCCACCCUUCUAUACUAACAGUAUAUUCCAACUAGUUAAUAUGAUUAUCAAAGAUCCGGUCAAAUGGCCAAAAAAUAUGUCUCCUGCAUUUAAAAGUUUUCUUCAAGGGUUACUGAAUAAAAACCCUAAACAAAGAUUAGCCUGGCCACAGUUACUGCAUCAUCCUUUUGUUGCAGAAGGUGUUAAAGUUUGUGAUGAAGAUGCAACAUUGCCUAGUCCAUUUACUCAACCUCUAACAGCCUCUAUGAUAUUGGAAAAAGAGAAACAGUCACAAUUGAAAACACAUGCUCCUGGUGCAUCUAAAAUAUUAGCCAAGGCUCGGAAAAAAGCUUUAGAAGAAGAGAACAAAAAGAAUCAAAAUAAAGAAAUUACUGCCUGCCCUGAGGCAUGGACUAAUGAUAAACAAAAUGGUGUAGAACCGAUGCCAGUACAUCCUGAUAGACCUCAUUCUGAACAAUGGGCUAAUACUGGCAGUAGUAAGGAUCCUCCAGAACCGCAGGCUGUAGAACCCACACCUCGACCUGAUAGAAUCAGUAAAGAUUAUCAUAAAGAAUAUCCUAGUAUUGAAAUAGAAGGUAGACGAACAAUUAAAAAAACGCCAGCACCCAACUCCACACCUCCUAAAAACAACAUGGAAAAUGUUAAACUUGAUGGGGAAUGUGCCGAGGGCGAGGAGGUUGAUAGCGAUGAUGAAUGGCAAGAGUUAAUAGAUACAACUGAUCAAGAUGGUGACCCAGACACAGCGUUAUUAUUAUUACAAGAUGAAAGUUUUAUUAAUAAAUUAUUAACCCGCUAUAAUACGAGUAAAGCCCAAGUAUUAGAUGGUAUGUUAGAGGGAGCUGCUAGAUUACGUUCGUUACUCCGUAUAAUAACAAAUCUUGUUACUAUUAAAUGUGAAGUUUCAAAAGUAACAAGUUUUACUAAAGCUAUGGGUUUACCUGCUGAACUGAUUAAAACAUUAAUAGAUUUAUUAGAUAGUAGAUCAAAAGUUAAACAGCAACCAUGGUGUCAACAAAUUAUGAUAGAUUUAGUUAUAGCUUUAAAUGGAUAUUUUGCCGGUGAAAUAGGAUGGUGUGAUCAAAUAGACAAAGAUGUGUUGAAUGAAUAUUAUACUGCUAUGAAACAAUUUAUGAAUCUGGUAUCUAACUUAUUAUAUCAACAAGUAGAUGAAGAUUUACGUCUAAGAGAACAAACUUAUCUGUGUGUAUUAUAUAUAACAGAAGUUAUGGAGAGAGAUAAAUUAAACCUAGCUGAUGAUUAUUUUAGUAAUCUGGGAGUAAAACAAACAGUUACAUUAGAUACUCUAUUAUCAUGUACACUACCUGAUUCUUCUAUUGUUAAAAGACUAGCAGAACUUGUGGAGGGUAAUAUGGAGAUGGCUGAAGAUAGAUUUGGUCGGUUAAUGGAAAUGGCUGUUAGUUGUAUUUGUUCUUUGGUUGCUUUACCUUUGAAAGGUAAAUUAGGUUUGGAAGGCAAGAGAAAGAUAGCUUUAUAUUUGGGAGAUAAAUUAGCAUCUGGGGAAAUUAAAGACACAGCUAAUAACUUUCUAAUGUUAUUACGCCAUCCACCAAAUUGUAAUAAUGUCUUAAAAAUUAUUUAUUCAUGUUGUCAAGUAUCUGGUAAACUGUGCACCUACAUAUCUUCUACACCUCAACAUAUGGAAUCGUUAAUUGGUAUUCUUAUGGGACAGGUGGAGGUAGCUGAUAUGGAAGUUAAUACAGUAAUAGAAACAGUCUUACAUAUACUGAGUACUAUCAUAAUACAGAUACAAUCAUUACCACCAGUUUUAUCAGAGGCUGCUGGUAUGAUGGUUACUUUCUUCCUUGAUUCAACAAUUGCUAGUCAUACUGCUGCUGGUGCUCUGUUAUUUAGUCAGAUGGUAUUUUGUGGUGUAUCUGUAGAAGUUCAACCAGAAGAUAUGUUACAAGCUUGUUUAUCUGUAUUUACAGAUAUUGCUGAGAUUUGUGUUCGCUGUCCGUUUGAUUAUGGUGUUUUAGAUGGUUUACUACUUUUAUUAUGUGAACUACUCUCACAGGCUGAUGUGCCAGUGGCACAGUUAUAUAUAGAAAGUGGUAUAUGGGGUACAUUAUGGCAUAGAAUAGCACAAGCUUUACGAGUCAAUAACCCAGAAACUAACAUGCCAGUACAUGAUAUAGAGACAGAUGGGCAGAUAACUCACCAGGGCUUUAAUCCUCCUGACUGGAAUUUUGUUUCUCCUCAAGGAGUAAUGGCUGUACUACAAAUGGCAGUUACUGUUUUUACUAAGGAAACAUACCAGUGUAUACCCAAUCUAGCAGCAUCUGAUAGUGUUGUCAUGUUAACACUAGUUCAUUUAAUACAUAAAGAUUUCCUGGCAGUGAUGUCAAAAUGUUUGAAUGAGGAUGGUGUAGAAGUGACAGUUGAAAUGAUUUUAGAAGUCACACAACUCUGUUGUUUUCCAUUUGCUGUUGAUACAAAUGAAGAAUUACUAGCAGAAAUACAACAUUGUUUAUAUACAUCUAAUAUAUUACCUAGAUUAUUACAUGCUAGUGGUCAAUAUUUACAUCAUGAUUUAUUAGAGACACCAUUAGGUUUGAUAGCUAGACUUGUUCUAGGAAAUGUUAUAUUUGUUGAACAGUUUGCUACAGCAGUUCAAGACUUUAAAUGUAUACCAUUCCUAUGUAAAGCUAUUGAGACCAGUAAUACACUGUCUGUGAUAUGUGAUACUAUUUCUAUCUGUAGUCAUCUAGUUAGAACAUCACCCGCUCAUCUACCUCUAGUAAUGUCCGUAUUUCAAGGACAAAAAGGGGAUUACGAACCACUAGUUAUACUACUUACCCAUAAUUCUUCAGCUGUUAAAUCUCGAACAUGUAGUUUAUUGGGUAAUGUGAUGAAACACGAUGCUAAGAUGUAUUCUGUAUUAAAACAAAGAGAGAAAAUAUUCCAUAGUUUAAUAACUUGCUUAAAAGAUUCAGAUUCUAAUGUUAGAAAGGGUGCUAGUUAUGCUGUUGGGAAUGCUAGUUAUCAUAGUGGUGAAUUAUACACCAGAUUAAAACCUGCUAUACCUUUAUUAGUUACUUUACUUCGAGAUCCUGUCACAAAAACUAAAACUAAUGCCUCAAGUGCUUGUGGUAAUCUAGGCAUGCAUUCUCCCGCUUUAUCUGUAGAAAUCAAGAAAGCUAAAAUGAUUCCACAUUUAUUGGAUGUGGCUUGUAAUGAUAUCAGUCCAGUUGUACAGAUAUCAUCUUUAUUAGCUUUACGAUCUCUCUGUCAACAAUCAGAACUUAAAAAGGAAAUGGUGUCUUUAAAUUCUGUAGCCAAAUUAUCAAACUUGACAGCAGCCAAUACACCUCGUCCUGGUACAGCUAGUUCCCGACCUCUAUCAGCGAUGUCACGACCAACUAGUGCUAUGUCUAUUAAUAGUGUUCAUAUCAGUGGCAAUGUCUCCAGUCAUUGUAAUAAACUGAUUAAAUUUCUACAGACAUGACACAUCCAGACUGUUGAACACUCUAUUGUAGAUGCAUAAGAUACAUACAGUAUACAUGGUACUGACAGAUACACACAGUAUUGAUACACAUGGUAUUGAUAUGAUACACAGUAUACAUGGUACUGACAGAUACACAUAAUACAUGAUACUGACAGAUACACACAGAAUACAUGGUACAGGCAGAUACAUGCAAUAUGUAUGGUAAGGCAGAUACACACAAUAGCUGGUACUGACAGAUACACAAUACAUGGUACUGACAUACACACACAAUACAAGGCACUGAUAGUUAUACACGAUACAUAGUACUGACAGAUACAUACAGAACACACUGUACUGACUUAAACACACAAACAUGGCACUGACAUAAACACACAAUACAUGGCACUGACAUAAACAUACAUUACAUGAUACUGACAUACUUACACAAUAUAUAGUUAAAGGCAGAUACAUACAAUACAUGGUACUGAGUACUGACAUAUACACAAUACAUGGUACUGACAUUAUACACAAUACAUGGUACUGACAUAUACACAAUACACGGUACUGACAUAUACACAAUACACGGCAGAUAUUAAAUAUUUACAUUCCUGUUAUUAAUAAAUAAAACAUGUAAGUUAAGUCUACAACUACAUCAUCAUUAUUUUCUUUCCUUCCACAGAACAAUUCACAAGAGCCUUAUCUUCAUAAAGAUUUUCACAUUUUAGAUAUAGUUAGAAAUAUUUCAAAACGUACAUACCGUGCUGGAUUUUAGAUUGUGAAUAUUCAGAAAUUUAAUUGACAGAAGGGCUUUCAAGAGACACAUGAUCUGGGGGAG
Patella vulgata (common limpet) is the source of this 5021-nucleotide messenger RNA. RefSeq names its product serine/threonine-protein kinase 36. Gene Ontology annotation, cellular component: cytoplasm. Lineage: Eukaryota; Metazoa; Mollusca; Gastropoda; Patellidae. Gene Ontology annotation, molecular function: ATP binding; protein kinase activity. The record is from RefSeq and is a predicted model, not a curated record. Gene Ontology annotation, biological process: protein phosphorylation. The transcript is spliced from 34 exons. The coding region runs from base 152 to 4207 and encodes 1351 amino acids.